Molecule: messenger RNA, 723 nt
Organism: Trichomonas vaginalis G3
Lineage: Eukaryota; Parabasalia; Trichomonadida; Trichomonadidae
Product: UV excision repair protein RAD23 family
Exons: 1
Coding region: 1-723 (240 amino acids)
Molecular function (GO): protein binding
Source: RefSeq, a predicted model, not a curated record
AUGUCAGGGCGAGCAAUAACUCUUCCUGCAAAUAAAUUCAAAGCACUUGGAGAUGUCAAAGAAGUUCUUCAAUCCAAAUACUUUAUUCCUAAAGAUGAUAUAAAAUUUUUAUUCGGUGUUGAAGUUUUACCAGACAAGAAACUCGUUUCCGAAAUCGAACUAUCUAGAUCGGACUUUAUUAUGAUUCAUCAAUCAAAUUCUUAUUCAAAAUCCCUAAAUAGUGAAAGCAAACUUAAAUCUUAUCCAAGACAAACAGUGGGUAAUCCGGAAAGAUUUGCUGAUCAUUACUCAAUUGUUAAAGAACACGCUGAAACUAUUGAAGAUAUUCAAUCUUCGAGAAAAGGAAUCGAUAUUCAACCUGAAGAUCCAAGUAACUUUCGUUUAUAUGUUCAACAACUUGUUGAAAUGGGCUUUGAACAAGAUAAAGUUGUUGAACUUCUUAGAAAACACAACUAUAAUGUUCCUAAGUGUCUAGACAUAUUAAUCAAAGGCGUGGAGCCUGAAGAGAAGCCGCCAGAGAAAGAAUAUGAUGUUUCUGACUUGGCUAAAUACAAUUUCCAAGAAUUCUCCGAACUUCUUGAUGAUUUGACUAAUCUUGAGAAACACAACUUAUUGAUUUUAUUAAGAACGCAUUUCUCUGUUCCACCAAUAGAAAUAAUCCAGUUAUUCAUUUCUUGCGAUAAAAAUAUGGAAGCUGUAGAUCAUAACCUCUUGGAUAACUGA